Messenger RNA from Nilaparvata lugens (brown planthopper), 3545 nucleotides. RefSeq names its product cytochrome P450 4g15-like. NCBI's taxonomy places the organism in Eukaryota, Metazoa, Arthropoda, Insecta, Hemiptera, Delphacidae. Gene Ontology annotation, molecular function: heme binding; monooxygenase activity; iron ion binding. The record is from RefSeq and is a predicted model, not a curated record.
AUGGAGUCCACGACGGAAACAUACCCAGCUGCGGCAGCAUCGUCGUCAUCGAUGUCCGUGUUCCUGAUGCUGGUUGGCUGCGUGGCGACGCUCUGGUACGUCUACUUCCGGAUGUCGCGGCGUCGCCUCUACGAGUGCGCCGCCACACUGCCGGGUCCUGAGGGGCUGCCGAUCAUCGGAAGUGCCCUCGAGCUCAUGGGUGGACCUGAAGUUAUUUUCAAGUCCAUCUACGGAAAGAGUUUUGAAUACGAUGGUGGAGUAGUGAAGAUGUGGGUCGGCCCCAGACUUCUAGUCUUCCUUUUCGAUCCUAGAGACGUAGAGCUGAUCCUUGGCAGUUCUGUGCACCUGGACAAGAGCACCGAAUACCGUUUCUUCAAGCCGUGGCUGGGCAACGGGCUGUUGAUCAGCUCGGGCGACAAAUGGCGCUCGCACCGCAAGCUCAUUGCUCCCACCUUCCACCUCAACGUGCUCAAGUCCUUCCUGGAGCUGUUCAACGCCAACAGUCGUAGUGUUGUCGACAAGAUGCGCAAGCACGGUGCCAACACGUUUGACGUGCACGACCACAUGAGCGAGUGCACUGUCGAGAUUCUGCUAGAGACUGCAAUGGGCGUUAAUAAGAAGACGCAAGACAAGAGUGGUUUCGAGUACGCCAAGGCUGUCAUGGAUAUGUGCGACAUCCUGCAUUUACGUCACACUCAUGUUUGGUUGAGACCGGACAUCAUUUUCCAUUUGACCAAGUACGGAAAAACUCAGGAAAAACUGUUGGAUGUCAUUCAUUCUCUCACCAAGAAGGUCCUGAAGAAGAAGAAGGAAGAUUACAACAAGAACAAGGCAGCAGGUCUGCCGCCCCCAAGUGCCGCCUACAACACACCUCCCACCGCCCCCGCAGAAGUGCCAGCCACCCCCAAGGCUGCUGCUGCCCCCAAGGCCAAGGCCCCCGAGGCAGCCGGCCCCAAGGAGUCCUUCUCGUUCGGCCACUCGGUCGGCCUCAAGGAUGACCUCGAUGUUGAUGACAAUGAUAUUGGUGAAAAGAAACGUCUAGCUUUCUUGGACUUCAUGAUCGAAUCGUCGCAAAACGGCGUUGUUCUCACUGACGAGGAAAUCAAGGAAGAAGUUGACACCAUUAUGUUCGAGGGUCACGACACCACCGCGGCUGGCAGCAGCUUCUUCCUAUGUAUGAUGGCAGCAAGACCUGAUAUUCAGGAACGAGUAAUUGAGGAAAUCGACCAGGUGUUCGGUAAUUCAGACAGACCAUGCUCAUUUCAAGACACCCUCGAGUUGAAGUACCUGGAAAGAUGCAUCAUGGAGACCCUACGCAUGUAUCCUCCAGUGCCCAUCAUUGCUCGAGAACUCAAACAGGAACUUAAAUUAGAAUCGAUAAACGCGACCGUUCCGGCCAACUGCACAGUUAUCGUGGGCACGUACAAACUGCACCGUCGUGAGGACAUCUUCCCCAACCCCAACCAUUUCGACCCCGACAACUUCCUGCCCGAAAGGGCCGCCAGCCGCCAUUACUACUCCUUUGUGCCCUUCAGCGCCGGGCCUCGCAGCUGUGUCGGUCGCAAAUACGCUAUGCUGAAGCUGAAGGUGAUCCUCUCGACCGUUCUGAGGAACUUCCGCGUGAUGCCAGGGAUCCCCGAGAAGGACUGGGUGCUUCAGGCCGAUAUCAUACUGAAGAGGACCGACGGCUUCAGAAUCAAGCUGCAGCCCAGGAAACCAGCUGCGUCAGCCAAAUGAACUGCAAAAAAUAGAUAACAUCAAACACAAAUGAUACCUAAUCUAAUGGGAGAGUGAUAUUUUCGAAAGAAUUGUUAUUAUAGUUCAUUUGCUUUUAUGUAUUAUAUAGAUGAAGACACCAGCAGUUGCAGCACCUAAAUGAAAAACAAAAAUUAUUUACCUUAACAACAUAAGUUACUGAUAUAUCUCAGCGAUAUUUUUUCAAUAAUAGUUAUUAUUGUCUAUGAAGAUACGGUUAUUGUAUAAGCUUGAAAAAUAAAUACACUUUUUGCUGUUAGAAAAAACGACAAGCAAGCAGAUAUUUUACAAUAAAUGGAUUAAUCACUCACAGUUGUCAAAGUUGUCACAGUGAGUGAUUAAUUAAUUUAUUGUGAAAUAUCUGACUGCUAGUCGUUUUUUUAACAGCAGAAAGUGAUUAAUUAAUAAGAAAAAACAACAUUGAAGAAAUAAAUACAGUACCUCAAUCACACAAAUUAAUGAUAUAUCUUAUUUAAUGAGAAAGAUUAGUGAUAUUAUUCUAGCAAGAAUUAUUAUUAUGGUUCAUGAAGACGGCAUUAUUGCAUCAGUUAUGCAAUAACUAAAUGAAAUGCACCUAAAUGAAUAACAAAGAAUAUAUAUGGUACCUCAACACCAAACACAAAAAUCACACCUAAUUUGUUUAGAAAGUGAUAUUUUUGAGAGAAUUUUCAUUGUAGAUUAUGAAGGCACCGUAAUUGCAUCAGCUACAUUGAAGAAGAAUGUACAGUAUAAUACCAUAGAGAAACAAUAGCGUAAGUAGAUAUCUCAUGGUAUAGGGCGCUUUUACUGUUAUCACAAGCCGAUAGUUCACGUAUUUUUUCCCAUGCAGCUGUGUGACGCUGGUAGUCUCUCAAAUUGUGCCGUUCAUACACUCUCACCCCAACAAAACAGUGAAAACUGACAAUAAUCGACAGUAAUCGGCUUGAGAUAACAGCAAAAGUUGCUACAUAAAUUCCCUAUACCAUGAGAUAUCUACUUACGCUAUUGUUCUCUAUGAUAAUACUAAACACAAAAACUGUGGUACCGUAUCUAAUUCAGUGGAAAUGUUAUACUUGAUUCUUAAAACGCUUGAGCUGCGUUUACACCAAAGCUAUUAACAAAAUGUUAAUAACUUAAUCCUUAUAGAUGCUAUUGGAUUGAACACAGCUUAUCAUACACAUGAUGAACAUAUAUGUUUGUCAAGUUCCAUUCAAUCUAAUAAUAGAAUCUAUAAGGAUUAUGUUAUUAACAUUUUGUUAAUAACUUUGGUGUAAACGCGACUUAAAGUGAAAAAUGCACUUACAGCAGUGACGUAGUGACGAUAGUUAGUUUAUUUAGCCUGAUUACCUACACCAGGUCGAAACGAUCCACACAGCUAAGGUGAUAAAGUGCAUUUAUCACUUCAUAAGUAUUUCAAAAUUCAAGUUUCAAAUUAAUAGUGGGAGAAUAUAGAUAUGCAACACAGGAAAAGUAAUGUUUUUGCAGAAAUUAAUGUAGUUUAUAGACUACUAUAGGCCUACUAUAUUCAUACAUUGUAUAUGAAUAAGGAAAUGUAAUGAAUUGAGAGUAAUUUAUUUAAAAAAUUCAACACAAUAUGUAAUGAAUUGAAAUUGAGAUUCAUUUAUUACAAAAAUUAAAACAAAUAAUAAAAGACAUAAUAUUUAUGAAUAUUAUAAAAUAAUAAUAAUAAUAUUGUACAAAAUUAUUGUAUAAACAUUGCAAGGGAUGAAUAAUGAUAUUUAACUAUGUGUUAUAAUGAUACUGUACACUGUAUUGAAUUAUCUGCUAUAAUAAAGAAAGUUUUUCUCCAA